Ailuropoda melanoleuca (giant panda) is the source of this 8191-nucleotide messenger RNA. RefSeq lists its product as uncharacterized. Gene Ontology annotation, molecular function: RNA polymerase II cis-regulatory region sequence-specific DNA binding; DNA-binding transcription factor activity. Gene Ontology annotation, biological process: regulation of transcription by RNA polymerase II. The record is from RefSeq and is a predicted model, not a curated record. Lineage: Eukaryota; Metazoa; Chordata; Mammalia; Carnivora; Ursidae.
UGAGCCGAAGGCAGAUGCUUAAGGACUGAGCCACCCAGGCGCCCCUGAUCAUCUUAACAUAUUUCAUCCACACCCCACCCCCAACCCUGCCUGUCAAAACCACCAAUUUUUCUCUAUCUAUGAAUUUUGUGGUUUUGUUCCUUUUAGAUUCCAUAUUUAAGUGAGAUCAUACAGUUUAUCUUUCUCUGAAUUAUUUAACUUAGCAAUAGUACCCUUGGGGUCUAUUCAUGAGUCAUAAAUGGCAGGAUUUUCUUUUUUAUGGCUGAAUAAUAUUCAAUUAUGUGUACUGCAUUUUCUUUAUCCAUUCAUUUGUAUAGGACACUUUGGUUUCAAUGCCAUGGCUAUUAUAAAUAAUCCUGCAGUGAGCAUGGGAGAACAAUUGUCUAUUUGAGAUAGUGAUUUCAUUUCCUUGGUAAGUUCAAGUAGAGUUAGUAGAUCAUAUAGUGGUUUUAUUUUUAAUUUUUUGAGGAAACUCCAUACUGUUUUCCAUAGCGGCUGCACCAAAUUUAGUGUCCUUCAUUCUUUUUAUGUCUGUAUGCAUGUUCAUUUAUGAUUUAUUUAACAAAUCACCUACUGAUGUACAUUCAUAUUGGUAUUAGUUACCUUUGCAUUACAAAAUUACUUUCCUAAAAGUUAAUAUCUAAAGACAAACAUUUGCUAAUUCUGUUGUGUGGGUCUAGAGUUGGAUUGUCUAGUGGGGCUGUUUGGACAGAGGCUCCAUGAACUAGAUGGCUUUUUUUACACCUCUAAGCCUCCACUGGAAUUGAUGGAGUCUUUCACAGGCUCUGAUGCUGCAAGAGGCUAGCCUGGGCUCUAUUUUAAUAUGUAUUAGAAGAGUUCCAAGAGACAGACCAUACCUCACUGAGCAAGUCUCGUUUUACCCUGUUUGUUAUUUGUCCUAUUGGACACAUUGGUCAGAGUCAUUAGGAAGAGAUGCUAUCCAAAAGUGAAUAUAGAGAUGCAAGAGUAGUGCAUUUGUGUAACAAGCAUUAAGAGUGUUAUUUCCUUAAAAUUGUCAAAAUUGAUGCCAUAAUUAUCCUUGUACGUGUUCUCAAAAAAGUAAAAUUUCUACUGAAUCAAUUCUUGAAAUUAAUUGCUGGCUCAAAGAGAUGAAAAGUUUAAAUGGAUAAUUGCAGGAUUGUACUCCAAAAACAUUUUACUGAUUUAUAUGCUCUAGUCUGAAUCCUGCUUCCCUAAAAACACAUCAAAUACCUAAUAUUAAAUGUGGUGUGCAUUUUAAACUUCCAACCAUGAUAAGAUGAUAACGUCUCAGUUCACUCAACGCGUAUGUGGUGGACAUUUACUUAUGCAAAUGAAAAAAAUAAGACAGCGUAAUCGAGUGCCUUUAUCCCAUGACCUCGCCACUCUGAAUGUUACUCAUCGUUCAAUCUUUAUAAAUCUUAAGGCUUAAAAUAUUUUGGUUCGUGUUUACUUUGCAUUUUUUGAAUACUAGAUACACUUUAAAAAAUCGAGUAUUUGCAAUUUUAAAAAAUAAGGGGCUUAUUGAGCUAUUUAAAAAAUUAGGUUGGUUUUUUUCUUAUUCCUUUUAUACUAGGACGUGGAGAGUGGAUCUCAUAUAUUGAUGGUGGAAUGGGUUGAUCGGAAAACAGUUGGCAAUUUUUCUUUCACAUGCAUACGCCUUUCCCUCCAUUCUUCCCUAUUUCUGGCCUUUGGUCCUCAAAGCCUGCCUUCCUCUCCCGACCGAGGGAAAGCUCCGCCUGCGUCUUCGGUUCAGCCCUUCGCCCUGGCCACUGACCUUUUCUGACUUUCAGUGGCCUUCUCCCCCAUUACUCGUCCCGAAGCCUAACUGACGCGUUCCAGCGCUUUUAUUUCCCGGUCAGUGACCACCAUCCCUGUGCCCUCAGAGCUUCUGCGGACGUCAUUCAUUGUCCAAAAGUCACUUCACGCCCAUUUCUGCUAGACACUCGGUGGAGGAAGCUUCUGUAAGCGGGUUCGCCUUUUCCCAAGCGAGUUCUGUGCUGGACAAAUACCUCCACUUCCCGUUAACAGGGUCGUGCCAACUGAGCCGUCUAAUUUUAAUUUUCCAGUCGGCUCGCUGAAAGGGAUUUCCGCCGCGCCGUUUUUGCCUUGUUUAAGCUUCAGCUUGGAGACACUUAUGCGUUUCCGCCGGCACCGACCCGCGGCUCCACUUUCCCAGCGCCCGUUCUAGCGGGCGCCGGCGCCCCCUACGACCGUGAUCCAAGAUGGCCGCCCCCGUGGGGCACGGCCAGGGCGCGGCCAUGUUGCCGCAGCGGAAAAGCCGGGAUCCAGCUGCCUUUUCUCUAGAAAUGCCUCGGACCCUUGUUGGCCACCGUCCCACGGUGCUGAGGGACGCCGACGAAGUUCAGCGAAGUAAGUUCAGGCGCCGACUGUUCGCCGUGGUGUGUAGCGGAAAUCAGGAAUUCCUGACAUUUGAUGAUGUGGCUGUGGACUUCACCUGGGAGGAGUGGCAGCUCCUGGCCCCCGCUCAGAAGGACCUGUACCGGGACAUGAUGUUGGAAAAUUAUAGGAACCUGGUGUCAGUGGGGUAUCAAGCCAGCAAACCAGAUGCACUCUCCAAGUUGGAACGAGGUGAAGAACUUUGGAUGAUAGAAGAUGAAAUCCACAGUCAAAUCUGCCCAGAAAUCAGGAAAGUUGAUGAUCCUCUGCAGUGUCACUUGCAAAAUCAAAGCAUUCAGAAGAGUGUGGAACAGUGCUGUGAACAUAAUACAUUUGCGAAUAUUCUUAAUCAGAGUGAAAGUCAUUUCCUGUUAAAACAAAAUUAUGAUAUGUUUGACUUAUGUGAAAAACCUUUAAAAUCAAAUAUAAGUUUUGAAAGCCAGAGUAUAAACUGUAACUCAACGAACUCUACUGAGUUUAAUGAAAAUGGGAAAUUCCUUCUUCAUACUAACCAUGAACAAUUUUAUAGUGUAAUAAAAUUUCCUGUAAAUGUAAAACCUAUCAACAAUAAUUCCCAGGUCAUUAAACAGCAAAGAACUCAAAACAUGCAGAAAGCCCACAUAUGUGAUGAAUGUGGGAAAGCCUUUGUCAAGGUGUCUCAGCUCACUGAUCAUCAGAGAGUUCAUACUAGAGAAAAACCUCAUGGAUGCAGUCUGUGUGGGAAGGCAUUCUCUAGAAAAUCCAGGCUAACUGAACAUCAGAGGAUUCAUACAGGCCUGAAACAUUAUGAAUGUACUGAAUGUGACAAAACAUUCCUCAAGAAAUCACAGUUCAGUGUACACCAGAAAACUCAUACGGGACAGAAGUCUUAUACAUGUAACGAAUGUGGGAAAGCGUUCAUCAAGAAGUGUCGGCUUAUUUAUCAUCAGCGAACUCAUACAGGAGAAAAGCCCCAUGGAUGCAGUCUAUGUGAGAAAGCCUUCUCUACAAAGUUUAGUCUGACUACACAUCAGAAAACUCAUACAGGAGAGAAACCCUUUAUAUGCAGUGAAUGUGGAAAAGGCUUCAUUGAGAAGAGGCGUCUUGUUGCACAUCAUCGAACUCAUACUGGUGAGAAACCUUUUAUAUGCAAUGAAUGUGGGAAAGGUUUCACCUUGAAGAACAGUCUUAUCACACAUCAGCAAACUCAUACAGAACAGAAAUUGUAUACAUGCAGUGAAUGUGGAAAAGGCUUUUCAAUGAAGCACUGUCUCAUCGUACAUCAACGAACUCAUACAGGAGAGAAACCCUACACAUGCAAUGAGUGUGGAAAAGGCUUCACCUUGAAGAGUCCUCUCAUCAGACAUCAGCGAACACAUACAGGAGAGAAACCCUACGUAUGUAGUGUAUGUGGAAAAGGCUUUACCAUGAAGAGUGAUCUCAUUGUACAUCAGCGAACUCAUACUGCAGAGAAGCCAUAUAUAUGCAAUGAUUGUGGGAAAGGCUUCACUGUGAAGAGCCGUCUGAUUGUACAUCAGCGCACUCAUACGGGAGAGAAACCUUAUGUAUGCAGUGAAUGUGGAAAAGGCUUUCCAGCAAAGAUACGGCUGAUUGGACAUCAGCGAACUCAUACGGGAGAGAAGCCCUAUAUAUGCAAUGAAUGUGGAAAAGGCUUCACAGAGAAGAGUCAUCUCAAUGUACAUAGGCGCACUCAUACAGGAGAAAAACCCUAUGUAUGUAAUGAGUGUGGCAAAGGCUUAACUGGGAAAAGCAUGCUUAUUGCACAUUUGCGAACUCAUACUGGGGAGAAACCGUAUAUAUGCAAUGAAUGUGGAAAGGGCUUCACCAUGAAGAGUACUCUAGGUAUACAUCAGCAAACUCAUACUGGGGAGAAACCAUACAAAUGCAAUGAAUGUGAUAAAGCCUUCAGGAAGAAGACUUGCCUCAUACAACAUCAGAGAUUUCACACAGGAAAAACUUCCUUUGCAUGUACUGAAUGUGGAAAAUUUUCUUUGCGUAAAAAUGAUCUCAUUACCCAUCAGAGAAUUCACACAGGAAGAAACCGUAUGAAUGCAGUGAAUGUGGGAAAGCUUUCACCACAAAGUCAGGGCUUAAUGUUCAUCAGAGAAAACAUACAGGAGAGAGGCCCUAUGGAUGCAGUGAUUGUGGGAAAACUUUUGCCCACUUGUCAAUCCUUGUUAAACAUAAGAGAAUUCACACAUAGUCACUUUGGGAUAACCUGUUGUCAGUUGCGAGCGAGCAGAGCGCACUUCCGGGGGAACGGAGCUCUCAGGCCCCGAGCUAGCAGAGCGCACUUCCGGCGGGACCAGAGCGCGCCCGACGCGCUGCCUGCAGCCCGCGACGCCGCAGCGCUGGCGGGGAGGGCGCGGAGAGCGUUGCAGGCAGACGCGGUCCGGGGAGCCCUCAGAGGCUGGGGGUCUGUAAAAGUAGAUCCAGAAGACGCAAAGGAGAGUUUUCCCACUGCCAGCGGUUUUCAGGGUGCAGAAAAAAUGAUCCAGGCCCAGGAAUCCCUGACAUUUGAUGAUGUGGCCGUGGACUUCACCUGGGAGGAGUGGCAGCUCCUGGUCCCUGCUCAGAAGGAGCUGUACCGGGACGUGAUGUUGGAGAACUAUAGGAACCUGGUGUCAGUGGGUUCUCACACCAGCAAACCAGAUAUGCUCUCCAGGUUUGAUCAAGGAGAACCAUCAUGGACAGUGGAAGAUGACAUCGCCUGUCGAACCCGUUCAGAAAUCUGGAAACUUGAUGACUAUUUGCCAGAGCACUUACAAAAGGAAAUCAUGGAGAAUAGUCUAGAACGAUGGCACAAACAUAAAACAUUCGAAAAUGUUCAUCAGAGCACAGCUCGUUGCAUGUUAAGGCAAAGUCAUGAUAUGUAUGACUUAUAUGGAAAAACUAUGAAACCAAACUUAACUUUACUUCACCAGAGCAGAAGCGAUGAAGUAAAGAAUCCUGCAGAUCUUACUGGAGAUGGAAAAUCCUUUCUACAUGCUAAUAAUGAAAAAUUUCAUCCUAAAAUUAAAUUCCCUGAAAACAGAAAACUCAUCAGUACUAAGUCCCAAUUCAUCAGGCAUCAGAAAACGCAAAAAAUAGACAAGCCUCAUGUAUGCAAUGAAUGUGGGAAAGCCUUCAUCAAGAAGUCCUGGCUCACUGAUCACCAGAUCAUUCAUACAGGAGAGAAACCCCACCGGUGUAGUCUGUGUGGGAAGGCAUUCUCCAGAAAGUUCAUGCUCACUGAACACCAGAGAACACAUACAGGAGAAAAACCUUAUGAAUGCACUGAAUGUGGCAAAGCCUUCCUCAAGAAAUCACGGCUCAAUAUACAUCAGAAAACACACACAGGAGAGAAACCAUAUAUAUGUGGUGAAUGUGGAAAAGGCUUCAUCCAGAAGGGAAAUCUCAUUGUACAUCAGCGUAUCCAUACUGGAGAGAAACCUUAUAUAUGCAGUGAGUGUGGGAAAGGCUUCAUCCAGAAGACGUGCCUGAUAGCACAUCAAAGAUUUCACACAGGAAAGACUCCCUUUGUGUGCAGCGAAUGUGGAAAAUCCUGUUCCCAGAAAUCAGGUCUCAUUAAACAUCAAAGAAUUCACACAGGAGAGAAACCCUUUGAAUGCAGUGAAUGUGGGAAAGCCUUUACCACAAAGCAAAAGCUUAUCGUCCAUCAAAGAACUCACACAGGCGAAAGACCCUAUAUCUGCAAUGAGUGUGGGAAAGCUUUUGCCUACAUGUCUUGCCUUGUUAAACAUAAGAGAAUACACACAAGAGAGAAAUGCAGAGAUUCAGCCAAAGUGGAAAAUCAUCCCUCAGAGAAUCACAGCUUAUCACAGACUAGUGGUGCCAUGCAGGAGAAAGACCUUGUCAGUACAGUGACUCUGCAGGUGCCUUCUGUGGCUUGUCAGACGCCACUAAACGUCAGUGGGCUCUUAGCAAAUAGGAAUGUGGUCAUAGUGGGACAGCCUGCAUCCAGAUGUGCACCCUCGGGAGACAACAGAGGAUUUGCCCAGGACAGAAACCUUAUGAAUGCAGUGAAUGUGGUCAUGCCUUCAGUGGUCAAUUAUGUCUUAUUUUAUGUCGCAGAAAACCAGUAGGAGAAAGCUCAGAGACCUUCUAUGUGGAGAAGGGUUGAGCAAAAAUUACUAGGUCAUAUUAUGGCUGAAAAGUAUAUACUGAGGGAAAUUGUAUAAAUCCUGAGGCUGGGGAAGCUUGAUCUCAUCCUAUUAAAAAUAUGCCUUGAUACAGAAGCAUAAUCCGAUGUUAACCCAGAUACAUACAGCUCAAUUGCUGUAUUGUGUCUGUUAAAGGAAUGAAGGAAGUCUGAGUUCAAUAAGUGAAGGAAACAAGUAGGUGAAUUUUAAAAACACACAAGAAAAUUUGUAUCUGGAAUGCUGCUAUGAAUGAAAAGGGCUAACACUGGGUGGGUGGGUAUGGGGCACGUGUGUAUCAAUUCAGUUUCUGCAGGCCAAGGUGAAGGAUUAAUUGGAAACUGGGAUGUCUGCUGUAAAUUCUUAGAAGUUUAUUUCGCGCAGAGGCACUUAUGAAACAGCAGCCUUAGAUUGAAUCAGUUCAUUCAUUUACUGAGUAUUUGCUAAUGCUGCUUGUUAAUACCUGUUUGAGGAGGUGAGGAUUCAUUGGUGAACAAAACAGAAAAAGGCCGUGGUCUCUUGGAGAGAGCAUUGAGGUAACUGGAUUAUCUUUAAGUGGUACAUUUACACCAGCUAAUCUAGUAAGAGGAUGUAAAUAUCUAUUCCACGUGAAAUAGAUACUGUCUUGGUUCAUUCUGGUUGCUGUAAAAGCAUACUGUAGCCUGGAUGGCUUAUAAAAAGAGAAAUUUAUUUUAAAAAAGUGCAAAGCUCGUAUAUAAUGAAAAUUUUAAAACUUUCUAAAUAAUAUAUGAGAAGUCUUGAAUAAAUAAUGAAAGAAAAAAAUUUAUUUCUGUUUUGGAAGCUGCAAGGUCGAAGAUCAAGGUGCUGGCAGAUCUGGUGUCUGUUGAAGUUCUGCUUCCUAGCUCACAGAAGGCAGUCAUCUCCCUGCGUCCUCACAUAGGGGAAGGAGAGAGGCGUUCUCUGGGAUGCCUUACAAGGGCUCUAAUCCCAUUCACGACUGUUCUGCCGUCAUGACCUAAUCACCUCUCAAGGGCCCACUUCUUAAUACCAUCAUAUUAGGGAUUAGGAUUCAAUAUAGGAAUUUUGGGGGGACACAAACAAUCCAUAGAAGAUAACGGAGUACAGAAGUCCCCUCUUAUUUGUGGGGGAUAUGUUCUGAGACCCCUAGUGGAUGGCUGAAGCUAGGAUAGUACUGAAGCCUAUAUACAGUAUGUUUUUUCUUAUAGAGACACACCUAUGGUAAAGUCUAAUUUAUAAAUUAGGCAUAGUAAGAAUUAACACCAAAACUAAUAAAAUAGAACAAUGAUAACAAUACACUGUAAUAAAAGUUAUGUGAAUGUGGUCUCUCUCUCAAAACAUUUUAUUGUCCUGUACUCACCCUUCUUCCUGUGAUGAUGUGAGAUGAUAAAAUGCCUACAUGAUAUGAAGUGACGUGUAGGAAUUGUGACUUAGGUUUAGGCUACUGUUGAUGUCUGCUUCCAGACCACCUUUGACUUCAGGUAACUGAAACCCCUGAAAGUGAAACCAUGGAUAAGUGGUGACCAGUGUAAUUGGCUCAAGGUGUUAUGAUAAUUUCUUGUUCAAGGGGUAUAUUACUUCAGUGGAGGGCCAGGACUCUUAAUGGAUUUUAAAGUACCAUAGGAUAUAAGCAAGUUAUUUUUUUAAUGUCCAUGUCUUUUUUUUUAAAGAUUUUAUUUAUUUGACAGAGAGAG